Gasterosteus aculeatus aculeatus (three-spined stickleback) is the source of this 4040-nucleotide messenger RNA. Its product is annotated as phosphatidylinositol 4-phosphate 5-kinase type-1 gamma-like. Gene Ontology annotation, cellular component: plasma membrane. Lineage: Eukaryota; Metazoa; Chordata; Actinopteri; Perciformes; Gasterosteidae. Gene Ontology annotation, molecular function: 1-phosphatidylinositol-4-phosphate 5-kinase activity. The record is from RefSeq and is a predicted model, not a curated record. Gene Ontology annotation, biological process: phosphatidylinositol phosphate biosynthetic process.
CGAUGACGCUCACCGCCGCGUCGCCGCGCUCCCCGACACGCGGCGACGUAUCGUGGAAAUUAUGUAAUUUGUAACCGGAAAUAUUGAAAAAGAAAUGAGCGUGUUCCUACAUCGUUUCAAAGCGAACGCCGCCUCGUCUCGGUGAGGAAGGAAGAAUCGUCGGGAACGUCGCCGGGAGCGAUGGACGCGAGGACCGCGCAUAACGGGGAGGACGGGAGGACGAGCGAGGAAGCUGCGUCCAGCCCCUGUCUCCAGCUCGACCUGGGGGACACCGAUUCAGCAAAGAAGGUGCAGAUAACCGAGAUGCCAUCCCCAUUUGGAGUCAGCCAAGCCCAUGAGAAAAAGAUUGGCCACAGGAGGGUAGAUGCCUCUGGGGAGACAACGUACAAAAAGACCACUUCCUCCGCUUUGCAAGGGUCCAUCCAGCUGGGCAUCGGAUACACCGUAGGCAACCUCAGCUCCAAGCCGGAGAGAGAUGUGUUGAUGCAGGACUUUUACGUGGUGGAAAGCAUCUUUUUCCCCAGUGAAGGCAGUAACCUCACUCCGGCCCACCACUAUCCGGACUUCAGGUUUAAAAACUACGCCCCUGUGGCGUUCCGCUACUUCCGAGAGCUGUUUGGGAUCCGACCGGAUGACUACCUGUACUCCAUAUGUAACGAAACGCUGAUCGAGUUGACAAACCCAGGAGCCAGCGGCUCAAUAUUCUACGUCACCCGCGAUGACGAGUUCAUCAUCAAAACGGUUCAGCACAAGGAGGCCGAGUUCCUUCAGAAGCUCCUUCCUGGAUACUACAUGAACUUGAACCAGAACCCCCGCACUUUGCUGCCAAAGUUUUUUGGCCUGUACUGCGUCCAGUGCGGGGGCAAAAACAUCCGAGUGGUUGUGAUGAACAAUAUCUUGCCACGCUCCGUGCGCAUGCACCUCAAGUUUGAUCUGAAGGGCUCCACGUACAAGAGGCGAGCGUCCAAGAAGGAAAGAGAGAAAUCCAAGCCCACUUUCAAAGACCUGGACUUUCUGAAUGACGUUCCUGAAGGCCUCACCAUGGACCAGGACACAUACAGCGCUCUGGUGAAAACCCUGCAGAGAGACUGUCUGGUUCUGGAAAGUUUCAAGAUCAUGGACUACAGUUUGCUGCUCGGGGUCCACAACAAAACCCAAGCCAAGCGAGAGAACCAGUCUCAGGGUUCUCCUGCAGGAGGAGGGGACGAAACGAGGCGCGCAGCUCAGAGAGCUCUGUAUUCCACUGCCAUGGAGUCUAUCCAGGGAGGCUCCACCUGCAGGGACACGCUGGACCAUGAUGACACCAUGGGCGGUAUUCCAGCCGUGGGUAGUAAAGGAGAGCGCCUCCUGCUCUUCGUUGGAAUCAUUGACAUCCUGCAGUCCUACAGAAUGAUCAAGAAACUGGAGCACUCUUGGAAGUCCCUCAUCCAUGACGGGGACACAGUGUCGGUUCACAGGCCGAGUUUCUAUGCUGAGAGGUUCUACAAAUUCUGCAGCACCAUCGUCUUCAAAAAGAGCAGCUCAUUGCGGUCGUCUCCGUCCAAGAGAGGACGGGGGGCUCUUUCGAUGUCCAAGUCCAGUGGAGGAACGGGUUCAGCCGGGCAGCGUCCCUCGCUGACCGAUGAGACGCAGGAAAACCUGGACAACUGGGAGACCCUACGAGGAGUGCGCAGCUUCCCUUUGCUGGAGGACAACGGGAGAGAGCCGCCCUGCACUCCUCCUUCCUUUGAAGACGCCACCACAGCUUCUAUUGCUACCACUCUCUCCUCCAACAACUCCUUACCCACAACCCCCUUCGACACCCCAGAGCACCCACGCUACAGGAGACAAAUGCUUUCCCCGAGUGUGGCCAGGGCCCAGAGAGAGGUAGUCGAGGUUCAUGAGGAAAAGCAGGACACGAUUACAGUGGAGGUGGAACUCAGUAAAAUCCCAAAGAGCACUGAGCUCACACAGAUGACAGGAACGACCCCACCCAGCCUUCUGUCAGCUGAUCACCAGCUCCGUGCAACCGCCUCAUCCACCCUUCCCUCUGUCAGUCCAUCCUCAGCGUGUUCCUCCUCCACCCUUCCGUCUUCCUUCGGGCCUUCCUCCUCCGCUGGCCAGUCGGCCUCCACGCUGGCUUCAUCCAUCCGUCCAUCCACCAAACCCCUCGCCUCGCCUGCCGCUGCUCCGUCUUCAGCUCUUCCUUCUCCAGUCCCUCCUUCAGCGGCUGCGUCCGAACCUCUCGCUCCACCUCCGAACCCCCAGGGCGUCCCAGCGGGCUCGGCGUUCACUCCCAUCCGCCCCGCGUCGUCUCACUCCUCCACCCAGAGCUCUUCCCCCCAUCAUCUCCCCUCCACCCCGACCCCCUCCCACCCUCCAAGCCCCCAGGUGCCUCAGCAGGCGCUGAAAACACCGCGCAAUCAGCUGUCUGUGUCCAGCAGCCACAACUCGCUGGAUGGCGAGGUGCCCGUGUCCGACAUCUACUUUUAUGCAGAUGGCAGAUAUUGGGUGUACUCUCCUGUUCUUGGCCGUCGUAAGCUAAACUCUAGCUCGAGUUACAAUCAGACCCAGGAGGAUCGGGGCUGGAUGUACUCUCCUCUGCACUACAGCUCAGAGUCCAGAAGGGGCUCAGACGGAGAGAGCGAGACAUAAUUCUUGGAUCACAGCAGUGAUGGGUGGAGUCAGAGGCUGUUCCUUUAUACAGAAGCUGUGAGGUUCUGAUAACAAAGCCGCCAGGACACUAUGAAAAUAAAUGCUAGUUUCCCAGGCUGGAUGUGGGAGCUUGCUUUGUCAACAGAGACUAAAGGAAUGACUUAACAGCAUUUAGGUAUACACACAUGCAUAAAUAUAUCUAACGUAUUACGAAAUAAAACAUAAAGCAUUCAUUGCUGAACGAUCCGACUGAUAUGAAGCAGAGAAACAGAGUGUGACGCCGUGAAGGGGGGAUGUGAAGUCGGAUGUGUUGCAGUCCUGCUGCCUGCUGGGGGAGUUGUUGGUGUUCACGAGUCACGCUGCAUUGUGCCAGCUUGGACUAUGCAAUAUGGAUAUAUGUAUUAUUGAUUUCUGUCUUUGACAGAGUUUAUUCGCACAUUUACUUUUCACUAGUUGCAUGUCAAAGCUGUAUAACAUUUUAUUUUAGCACCUUAUCACUGUACAUGUGGCUGACAAAAUAUAUGUCUGGAUAUUAUGUCAUUAAUUCUUGUUUGAAAACACUUAAAAACACAGUUAAAGUGUCAUGUGCUGUGUAUAGUGGUGCGUGGUGGUCCACUUAAGAAUCAUUGAUCUGACAAUGAAUGGUUGUGUUCAAAAUGCCUUAUUGACAAACUCCUUCUCAUAACCGUUUUUAGUAUUUUGGUAGCUUCUAAUCACAUCAAAAUGACUAAAAUAUAUAAACAUAACGGGUAUUUUAUUGUGCGUGAAUACCAAAUAAUUGAAAAACACGAUAUAUAUGUAUAUAUCCCAUGUAUUUAUACCUCUUCAGGAUGCAUAUCCAAAAGAUGAACAGCGAUCAAGGGAACAGAAAAGAAAUCCUCUUUUAUAACUGAUAGAUAAGCUUCAGCACAUGCCUGUCAGUCUGUACGUGCUCUGGAGUCUCUGUGUGCACAUGUGUUUGCAUGCAUGUUGACGUGUGAUUGGAAGACAUUCCGUCUUGCCUAUUUGUAAAAAUUCUCAAAAGCUCUAACUUCCAUUUGUUCAAAUAGGCCAUGAAUGUCUGAACCAGCUACAAGCAUGUUGGCUGUGUGAGAAUAUGCAAACAGUCUUCUGGAUUAACCAGGAAUGACCAAAUUAAACAAACUGAGCUAAACUGAAAUAACCUCAUAGUUCAUAGAGUUUGGUAGGAAAAGUAACAGCCGGUACCUCCCUCCAUCCCUGCACUGCAUCAGUAAGAUUGACAUAAUUAAACUGCCUGACUGUGGUAACAUGUAACACUGCUGUAACAUGUGACCGUGUUCUUCGAGUCUGCUGAAGUUAACCCGCCUGUUUGUGGGCAACCGUGUGUGUAGCAGAUCACUGUGUAAAAUAAAACAAGGAUUAUGUGUAAAAAAAAGGGCAACAUA